Molecule: messenger RNA, 825 nt
Organism: Gaeumannomyces tritici R3-111a-1
Lineage: Eukaryota; Fungi; Ascomycota; Sordariomycetes; Magnaporthales; Magnaporthaceae
Exons: 2
Coding region: 1-825 (274 amino acids)
Source: RefSeq, a predicted model, not a curated record
AUGCCCCUGGCCUCCCACGCUGUCUGGCCCCUUCUGGGCACGGCAGCCUACUUGGCCGCCAUGGCCAAGGCCGCCGGUGUUCUCGAUUUUCCUUUUAUCUGGGCAUCCCAAAACGACAAUCUUGCCAAGUAUCUCGAGCCCUCCCCCGAAUACAGGCUUUUCCAACCCAACGGCACCAAACCCGACAAAUACAACAGCACCCUUCUUGACAUUACCUCCGGCGGCUUUCGGCACUGGCCAGCCGACUUUGGGGAAAACAGGAGCGAUCUUCAGUUUUUCUGGACGUACAAGAAACUCGACUUUGAAAGGCCUGUCCACCUGGCCUGGUCUGGGCGCUGGGUUGAGUGCGGGAAAAUAUUCCCGGGAACCCCAGAUGCCUUUACAGGAUAUUCCGUCAACGGUUCCUCUAAUUUCGUGGUGAGAUUUGAGCUGAAGAAGGGCGGCAAAAAGGCCGACCUCGUCGCCGCGACUACGAAUCACCAGGAAUGCCCCGACCAGGGGUUCACAAUCAGCGUGACGGGCGAGACCAACAAAGUCACCAAGGACUACAGGGGUUUAUCACUUGCGAAUGCUACUUGUGCAGUGGUAGACCCUCCUCCUUCCCCGACGCCGACUGCGAACCCUUGCCAUGCCAAGGUCGAUAAGAGCGCGGCCGAGAGUAUUGAGGCAGUGAUACUCGAGCAUCGAUGCAGCAUCGGCAAAGUGUUGGGGGACAAGCCAACCAACUGCCCCAAAAAGGGUCACGCCUCUCGGCAGCUUGCUGUCGCAGGCAUCGCAACGCUUGUGGCAGUAACUCUUGGUACCACCGGCUUUCUUCUCGCCUGA